Paramuricea clavata is the source of this 4736-nucleotide messenger RNA. The record is from the annotation of a GenBank genome assembly. NCBI's taxonomy places the organism in Eukaryota, Metazoa, Cnidaria, Anthozoa, Malacalcyonacea, Plexauridae.
GAUUACAACGAAAAGUGCGUGCAACAAAAAAUAGAGAACAGUUUUGAAGGUAUCUCUGAUUCUGGAAACAAAACGUUAGGUGUGUAUAGAUGUAAAUGUUCGCACAUGCACACUUUCCUCACGGUUACGCUUUUUUGAAAUUUAGCCUUCUGUGAUGUUUUUAAUAACCUACUCUUGUUUACGUCAAUGGCUUCUAAAGCCCGGAACUGAAAUAAUUGGACCUCGUUAAUACAAUAUCCAAAAUACAACGCCACUGUUUCGGGCAUGAACAUACAAACGCAGGGCUUCCAGUGGCACCCAUAGAAAAUGUGAUUGGACAAAUCCAAUCAAUUCUGAAGAGUUACAUAUAAGGCAGGAAAACUAAAAGGAAAUUAAGCGUUCACUUUCAUUGAAAACGAAUUGAGCUGGAAGCAAAACCACGUACUGCUUUUCUAUAGUGUACUACUUUUCUUGUAUAUAAAUUUCAUGUCAAAAAAUUGGGUGUUUUUAAAUGGAUAUUUAAUGGAUGAUUCUGGUAAAAAAAUUUGUGAAUGUGAAAAUAUUAAAGUGCUGUGAAUUUAAAGCGAAAACUAAAAUUUUACUUCCGUGUGGAGUACAGCGUUUUUUAAAAUGAAGCCACAUUAAUUAGAGAUAACUUCCGCAUUCGUGCGUUUGAAACUCGAUUUGAAUUCAUCGAGAACAAGACAGUGUCGAAAUUGCUUCGUCACUUUUUUGAACUAUCAAAAUGCAACACAAUUAAUUUUGUACUACAUAUUAUUUUACAGUGGUAUUUUCGACACACGAAUUUUACAUGUACGUGGACUUUUUGCCAUAUUAGCAUUUCACGCAUAAUUUCAUAUCAUUCUUAUCUCAAUAGAGUGUGUGCACAUGACGUCACACACCCCGCCAUGUUGGUGUUCUAAUUCAAAAGCAUUUUAAUUCAACUCUUUUGUUUGGAACACCAACAUGGCCGCCAUGGCUUUUGUUGGGUUGAUCCCUGGAGAAUGAGUGCAAACGCUCUAUAAGCAUGAAGUAAACUAUAUGUCUACCGUAUAUAACCACUAUUUUAAGAAAGAAACACAACUUCAAUUGUUUUAGGAUAUUCAUUAUAUUUCUUCGCGCAUAAUGAAACAUUAUUGUCAUAUAUAUUUCCCUCUUGUAAUCAAGGUAAUAUACUAUCCAAUGUACUAUUGCACAACUUCGUAUGCACCGUUCAAGUUGGUGUUUUGCGCGAACAAGUCAUACCAGUCAUGAUUUAAUCUGGCGAUAUACUGAUUACUAUACCUUGUUUAAUUUAAGGAUACUAUUAAACGAAAGCAAUGCAGGAAGGCUUGAAAUUGAAACGGCAAAUCAUACCGCACUCUGUUUCUUUUAUUGCCUCCCAUCUAGAUAAAAAAAUCCUGUAUGCCUGUCGCAGGCUUUACUCUGUCAUUAGCAGCUAUAUAUUGUACCCAAAUUGUGGUUUCUCCAUCACGCAUGACGGCAAUGCAUAUUUUGGGCGAAAUAAAUUACGUGAGAUUGAUUGUAAACCACCCAAAUUUGUUCUCCAAAUAUACUGCAAUAAUGGUUACAUUCCAAUUAAUGAGCUGUUCUUCAAUGGUAAUUUGUGUUAAGCACAUUUUCCAGUGGACGAUAUUUACUUCGCGCGAAGACAAGCGAAAAAACUCUUGGUAAUGUGAUUGGUCGGCGAAAAAAUUCGCCGUGAAAAAGUUCAUUCAGUUCCUACUGUUUUACUGAUCGCAGGAACAAAUUUCCCUAGUGGAAAGUGGGAUUUAAACUGACUAGGGAUUUUUCUUUUAUGUGCAAUAUACAAGUAUUUGGUAAAUUAAUUUUGUCACCUAUAUAUACUGAGCAACCCACCACAUACAUUGAGCAAAUUGAUGCAGUAUUCGCAUAUAGUAGUAUAUUAUCUUAUACUACAUUAUUUCUAGUACUAGGCCUUUGUUAUCUUAUACUACAUUAUUUUUUUGUCGAAAGAAUUUUCGAAAUAAAUUUAUCAGCAUUUUAGAUUAAUGAAGGAGGGUUAAUGGACGACUUGUGUUUUUGAAAAAUUUUUAAUCUGGAAAUAACAAAGGCUAUUUUCGCAAAGAAGUUAUCAAAAUUAGAAAAACUGCAAAGUUUGGUUGCGAAAUGUUGUAAAAUACGGAAAAUAUAGCCCUGCAUUUCUAUUACGUGCGGAAAUUGGUAACUAAUUUAGUUACCAAUUCUGCACGCACGUAAUACAAAAGUAUACAAAUUUGCCAACUUUGAAAGGCUAUAAUUUCCGUAUUUUACAACAUUUGCAAACAAACUUUGUAAUAUUACUAAUUCCAACACGCUCUUUCUAGCUGUUGUGAUAGAUUUCGCUGUUCUUACUUAGAUUAAAAUUUAGUCUAAAGCGCAAGUCGUCCAUUUCAAAAAUGCCACUAUAUAUAGGACCUGUGGCAGAAACUGCAUGAACCUGCGUUUCGGUGAUUCCGGUGCAGCGCUCAAACUGCAUGACUUUCGUGACUGAGCUACGGAGUCCAGUUGCUGAGUAUUGUUACAGUCAACAGUUACAGUCAACAGAAAGUCAAAUGUAUUGACUUUCACUUGACACAAUCUUUCCCAGUGAAAUGAAAGAAAAUUGAAUCUCAGAUUUAUUAUAAAGCUAAGUCAAUUGAAGGUUGCUUUCUGACUGUCAAAUCUGACGACCACAAAACUACGACCUCUAUAAAGCCUGUUUUCCUCUAGAUGGGAUUUUGCGCGCGGAGCGAAUUUUUCUUUGUCUUUUCUAAUUAGUUCUACCCGAGAAAUCACAAGAUAAAGAAAAAUUCCGCUCCGCGCGCAAAAUUCCGCCUAGUGGAAAACAGGCUUAAGAAGGAAAAAAAGAAUGUUAUAUAUUCGGCUUGUAUGUUAUUAUGCAGAGGUUGUUUAUAUUAGAAUUCAUAUAUACUACAUUUAUCUGUUUUUUUAAGCUUCAGAUACUACAGCUGCACCAAGUUCAAAGAUGUACAAAUCUUGUAAAGAAAUGUUUAAUCACAACAGGUAUAUUUUUAGUCCUUUGCGUAGACUAUCUUGAGGCGUAAGCUAAGGAAAACGGCACGUUGGUUGUAGAAAAGCAAUUCAAUCAAAACAAUUAAGACCGUUGUGCAAGAUCGAAUUAUAAGAAAGGUUAAGAUACACGGUUUGCUUAAUUCCGCUGUUUACAGGUACGUAGUAAUUUUGUUUACCAAUUAUAUUUUUGCUGAUGUUUACUCAUAAUUUCUACUCGUUUUCCCGCGGUAAAACAUGGUCUACAUGUUAAAGACAAACGGGCACUGGUGUUUCCUGUUUACUUUUUGUGGGCUGUUUAAAGAGAAAAAGGUUUUCUUAAGUUACAAGUCAUUCCCCGAUUUACGGGUACUGGUAGUAUCUUCGUACCCUUAGAUCCCUGUUUACUGCAAAGCAUCGAUCCUUAUCUUUAAAGCCUCGCUCACAGUAGCAAUGAGUGAACUCGAAUAUAAAAGUAUAAUGUCGCUUUUCAGAAGUAAACAAUGACAAUGUUUUUUUGCAUGUAUUCAUUCGAUCACAUUUUCCAGGAGGAGAAAAAUCGCCGACAAUUGCUAGUACGAACCAGGCUUAACUGCCAUAGAACGCAGCGAUACUUAUCUGUGAGGAUGUAAUUGUUUGCAUUGAUUCUUAUCAAUGAUAUGCAUGCAGUAUGUAUUAUUUUUAGAACCACUGAGUAUUUUAACAAAAUACAAAACAAGUGAAACUCCAAAGAUCGAUAACAUUUUUAUUUAUCUACGUUUCGACUAUAUUUCAGUCUUCAUCAGGAUAAACUAGCUGUAGGUUAUACAUCAAAAGCAGUAUUUAUAUAUGAAUAUAUAUAUGAUACAUUAGGUUGAUUAUUAACGAAUUAAUUAAAUACGAUUAGUUCUUUAGAAGUCUUAAUUCGCUGAUUAAGUUCAGGUUUAUAGCCUAUUUUUGAAUAGCGAGGGAUUCCUGAUACAGCAAAAGGGACCAAUGGUUUGAUUUAUCAAUUAUUUUAGUGUUAUGGAAAACAUGUUCAGCCAUUAUGCUGGUUUGAUUAGACUUUGCGUCAUCGACAUCAGGAUAUAGUUCUAAAAUGGCUUUAAUAUGCUGAAAUUGUUCACAAGUAGAGAGGUGUUGAUGGAUUCCAGAUUCUGUGUGAUAUGAAUCACACAGAAUCUGUGAAUUAUAUGAAUCAUACAGAGUUCUAGCUAGUUUAUCCUGAUGAUGACUGAAAUAUAAUCGAAACGUAGAUAAAUAAAAAUGUUAUUGAUCUUCGGAGUUUCACUUGUUUUGUAUUUAGUAUAUGUACUAAACUUAUGAAAUGUUAAUUUACUCAUUCUCUAAUUUGCAUGGGCCGCUAUCUUAUUGCUUUCAUAAUGCUUGUACUGUAGUUCAUCCCAUCCGUGUCAAGAACUUUAAAAACUACAAAACAGUGCUAAAUGGACAGACUUUUUUAUGACUGUAUUUCAGUCAUUAUCUGGAAUUCGGUCAGCUCAAUUCAAAUUCUAGUGAUGACUAAAUUACUUUUUAUCAGUGAAAGUUAAAAUAUCGAUCAUGCAAAUGUCAUUUCCUAACUACCGCUAUUAUGUUCUUGCUGUUACGUACUGAUAUAUGUACAUGCAAUUGUUUAUUUAUACAGUUCGUUGCCAAGUGAGCGUUACGAGUUAAAACUUGAUGACCAAUCUGAGAAAUAUUCAGUUUAUUGUCGUAUGGAACCACUGGAUAAUGCAGAAUGUCAAGGAGGAGGAUGGACCUUGGUUAUGAAAACUGCUGUAGAUAAG